Messenger RNA from Toxotes jaculatrix (banded archerfish), 1439 nucleotides. RefSeq names its product thymidine kinase 1, soluble (gene tk1). Gene Ontology annotation, molecular function: ATP binding; thymidine kinase activity. The transcript has 7 exons. Lineage: Eukaryota; Metazoa; Chordata; Actinopteri; Toxotidae. Gene Ontology annotation, biological process: thymidine metabolic process. The record is from RefSeq and is a predicted model, not a curated record. The coding region runs from base 146 to 847 and encodes 233 amino acids.
CAUAGUCGCUGGCGCGCCACAUUUAAGUUAUUGUUUUAGAGUUGCAGCAUCUGAGGGGAUAUACUUGUAAUACUAGUGUUUUUUUUGUUUUUUUAAAUUAUUAUUACUUUUAUUUUUAGCGUUUAAGAACUAUCUUUGAAUAAAAAUGGACUGUGUGGAUUUUCCGAGAGUUCUUCCAGUUUCUCCGAGGAAAGGACGGGGACAAAUUCAGGUCAUCUUCGGACCGAUGUUUUCUGGCAAAAGCACUGAACUGAUGAGAAGAGUGCGGCGUUUCCAGAUAGCCCAGUAUAACUGCUUGGUGGUUAAAUAUGCCAAAGACACACGUUAUUCUGACACAGGCAUGGCUACACAUGACAAAAACACAAUGGAGGCUGUACCAGCCAACCGUCUGGAAGAUGUGAGGUCUCUGGCACUCAAAGUCUGCGUCAUUGGAAUUGAUGAAGGACAGUUUGUAAGUUUUCCAGACACAGUGGAGUUUUGUGAAGAGAUGGCCAAUUUAGGAAAGACAGUCAUUGUGGCUGCCUUGGAUGGAACUUUCCAGAGAAAACCAUUUGGAAACAUCCUGAACCUUGUCCCUCUAGCGGAAAGUGUGGUGAAGCUCCACGCCGUCUGCAUGCAGUGUUACAAAGAAGCUGCCUACACCAAGAGGAUAGGAGCAGAGAAGGAGGUGGAAGUCAUCGGUGGAGCUGACAAGUAUCAGGCGGUGUGUAGAAAGUGUUAUGGAGGUUUGAUGGCAGACAAAGAGAACACUGCUCCCUUCAGGAAUGAAACUCCACAACAAGGCCUCACAGGAAAACUAGUGGACUGUGGAGCUCCCAGGAAGCUCUUUUCCUCUCUCCACCUCUGACCACAAAAAUAAGACAUGUUGCCGAAGUUCAGCAGAAAGAAAUUUAAAUAAUCAGCUUUGUGUGUGUGUGUGUGUGUGUGUGUGUGUGAUUGUGUGAGCGAGAGUAUUGUAGAGGAAAAUAUUGUUUUAUAAGAAAUACUAACUUUUAAAUGGAAUCUAGAACUUGAAGUGCAUCAGCCACAUAAUUGGGUGUAAUCAGCUCAAUUUAUUUCCUUUGUAUUUACUGUGUGAAUGUGAAUUUGUGUGACCUGUUUUUUUUGUUUGUUUUUUUUUUUUACUUGAAAGAUGUACAAGUGCACUUAAUAUCAGCCCUGAAAAAUGAGUUAACCACCUAAUAACUCAUUGCCACAGGAUUCACUACACUGGUAUGUCUGUAAUGUUUGUUUUGGAUUUGACAUAUAAAACUGUUUUGACAUCUCAAACUGUAGCAUCAUCCUGUCAGAUAUAAGGUUUUAAAUGAUUUUUUUCUGCUAUCAUUUAUUAUGAAGAUAUCAUUUAUGUAUUACUAUUUCUCCAAAGAUUUCCAUAAAGACGGUUGGGGAAUGCUCCUUUCAUCAUACUUAGAAAACAUAAAUGUUUUAAAAUUGCUGCA